This is a messenger RNA of Vespa crabro (European hornet), 4085 nucleotides long. RefSeq names its product kinesin-like protein costa (gene cos). The coding region runs from base 534 to 3080 and encodes 848 amino acids. NCBI's taxonomy places the organism in Eukaryota, Metazoa, Arthropoda, Insecta, Hymenoptera, Vespidae. The record is from RefSeq and is a predicted model, not a curated record. The transcript is spliced from 2 exons.
UUUUUCAAAUAUCUGAUUAAACGACUAAUCAACAAGAAAUAUUAAUCAAGAUGGCAGCAACGAAUGUGAACAAAUGACAGCUAGCACCUGCCACUACUGUACGUUAUAAAAUUUACUAUUAUCCAUAGGUGGCUAUAACUACGUUAAAGUAUUUUACAAAAUAUAAAUUAAUGUAAACAUUCUGUAUAAAUUUAAUUUUAUGGAACGUAUACAAGAAUAAUACAUUUAUUCGUUCCUCUAUAUCAUAUACUUAAACUUUGGGUUAAGUUAAUAGGUUAGAAAUUUAUAGAAUGCUGGGAAAAUUGAAUACAAAUUAAAUGUAUGUUUGUGUGUAUGUGAAUUCUUUUGGAACGAGAAAAAAAUAUGUAACUGUUCGAAAAAAAGUUGCUUAUCAAAUUCAAUCUAUUCAAUCAAUUCAAUUCUACAAUAAGUAAUACGACAUUAAGACGAAUUAUUAUUUCUUGCAUUAUCAUACAAUGCUAUUACACAUGUGAUUAUUUUAUUCGAUUGAAAUAUUUGAAAAAUUCAUCAAAAUGAUACAUUACGGACCCUGGAUUCAUCAACAAGCUAUCUUAGAUAACCAUCAGUAUUAUGCUCCAUAUAUCACUGUGAUGCCACAAUUUCAACAUCGUAAUCAAGAACAACAAGAUUUGGAUGAAGAAGAAAGCGAACAAACUGGAGAUGAAACGCAUGAUACAAUGACUUCUGCUACAUCAGGAGAACGCAGUUCUAGUGCUGAUCUUUUCAGAUUACAAUUCGCAGCAACGCAAUGGUCUAAGUUAGUUUCUAAUGCGGAAGGAUUAUUUAAUAAACUUAUGACAAGCAAUAUCUUACCACAUACAGAACAAGAUCAAAUUGAGCAAUGGCUUUGUAUGAAACAGGAAUAUGAAGAAUGUAUUACCAAUGACGAUGCAACUAGUUUACAUGGUUUUCCUGAAAAUACAAGAAAAUCUUUAGAAAGAAUCGAAGAGGUAACAGAAACAGAUGAAAAAACAGACGAAUCUAUAAAUAGAGCAGAAUUGAAAAAUAAUUCGAAUAGUUCAUCAGUCACUGAUAGUGAUAUAUCAGAACCUGAAGAAGACGAUGAGGACGAGGACGAUCAUAGCGAUGUAAGCUCAGAAAGUCCAGACUUUUUAGAAAAGCUCGAUGAAUGUAUGAAUAAAUUAAAAAUGGAUACAGAUACAAUUGUUGAAUCCAAGAAAGAUAUAUUUAGAGAAAUGAACAUAGAAAUCAUUCCAAAUAUGAUAAAAUCUAUAAAUACGAAUAAUAAUUACGUUUCCUUAGCGAAACCGAUUCCUGCUAGAAAUCCAAAUUCCAGACGAAAUUCUAUGCUUCCAGGUUCCGAAAUGUGUAAUGAAGUACUAGCUUUUAAUGAUAAUUUUAAACCAUAUAAAAAUCAUAUGCUUAAUAAAAAAGCCACUCAAUUCACUGAUGCUAAUAUCUUCGACAAUUAUGAAUCUGUAACACAUGGUAAUGAAAAUCUUACUGUUCAAAAUGAUAACUCUCCAGAUUUAUUAAUAGAUGCUCUUAAAACUACAGAUGUGCCAGAACCAAUCAAAGAAUUAAAAUCAUUAACAUUAAAUAAUGAAGCUAAGCAAACACAGGUCAGAAAGAUUCAGUCAGAUUUAGAUGGAGCUCAUAAACGUAUCGAAGAAUUGCAAACGACUAUAAAGAUCAAAGAACGUUUUAUUGCAGAUAUGAUAAAAAAUUCUGAUGCUAGAGCAAGUGCAAAAUAUAGAUUUCAAAGAAAAUGGAGUAAACUAGAGGAAGAAUAUUACAAUACUAGAUCUCAAUUAGCACAAGCAGAAAAUGCAUCUAUAUAUAAAGAUUCUGAAGAAAAGUCAGCUCAUAAAAAGGAAAUUGAGUUAUAUAAAAAUAUGGCGAUACAUUAUGAAAAAAGAUUAAUGGAUAUUGAAAUGAUAAAACAAAUUGCUGGCGAUUCGGCUAAGAAAGUUUUGGAACUUGAAAGUUCAUUGAAUACAUCUAAAAAACAAAUGGAAAAAUUGAAAAAGCAAUUGAAAAAGGAGGAAGAACGAAAAAGAGCAUUAGAAGAAGAAUUAGCAGAAGAUCAGAAAAAGAUUCGUGAAUUGGAAGAGAAAUAUAAUCUAACUGCGUCCAAGUUAAAAGAAAUGCAAUCAGAGAGUGAAGAUGAAAAGAAUAAUACUAAAUUAAAAACUGAUUGUUCUGAGAAGAAGAAAAAUUUACAAGACGUAAGUGCUAGAAUAUCUCACCUUGAUCAUGUCUUAAAAGAAAAAUCAAUGGAUUUGGAGAGAACAGCAGAUACGGAUGAGAAGGAAGCACUUCGUCAUGAAAUUCGAAAUUUAAGACGUACGAGAGAUUGCCUAGUUGAUGAAAAAUGUGAUCUGGAUGAAAAAUUUCAAAAAGAAAAGACUUUAAGUACAGUCGAAGAACGACAACUGUUAGAAUGUGGAGAAACAAUCGAAGCGAUCGAUGCUAUGAUAGAGCAUAAAAAUGAAAUGAUCUGUGGACGAAAAGGUUUCGAUGAAAAUCAAUCUCAGCGUGAAAAGGGGGAACGUAUGUUGAUGGAACGAUUGGCGAAACUUUCUGAUGGUGAAAUGAGAACGUUGUUUUAUAAAUAUUUUCUUAAGGUGAUUGAUCUGAAAGAAAGUUCAAAAAAUUUGGAAGUCCAAAAUGCUGAACUUGAAACUCACGUAGAGGCUCAAGAAUGGCGUAUACAAACUUUAACUAAUGCUUUAAAGCAGACAAAAUUAGAAGCCGAAAGGAGAAUUGUAUUAAUGCAAAGAGAGCACGAAGAGAAAUUACAUUUAAUGUUUAGGCAUAUUGCGGAGGAAACAAGUAGUUCAGGACAUGAGAGAUUAGAUAAGGAUUCUGAAUUAGCGAAAUAUAAAAGAGAGAAUCGAAUUUUAAGAAAACGAUUAGCAGAUGUUGAAGCUUUGCUUAAAGGUCCAACAGCACCACGUACGGCAAGUCCAGCAAGAAUUCCACAACAGGGAUUGAAACAAAUUGCUGCUGCUGGUCGUCCUAUAACCAAAGUAACUAGGCAACGUAAUAAACUCAUAAUACAAAAAACUACUGACUGUGACAAGAGAAAACAGUGAGUUUUAUUUAGUUAUUUAUAUUUUUCUAUUUAUAUAAAAAAAGAAUUUAUUUCCUUUUUGUUAUAUAUUUAACAUGAAUUUUUUUCUAUGAAAAUUAGUAAAAAUUGAGAUGAGAAAUUAACUCUUUAUACUAAUAUUUGUCUUCUUAUAAUUAAUCAUUUAUCAUCUCGUUUACAUGUAGUAAUAAGUCAUAAAUGUUGGCAAUGUAUUAAUAUAAAAAAAAACCAAAUGUAUGCAAAGUAAAGACAAAAAUGUGUAAAGGAUUAAUUCUAUUAUUCAAAUACCGUAGCAUAUAUUAGGUAAGAUUAGCAUUUACUUUCUGAGCUAUAUAUAAUAUUGUGAAUUAAAAUAUUAAAGAAAAAAACAUAUAUAUAUUAUGUAAUCUUCACAAAUUAGAUGUUUUCCUAGCUAAAUAUAACUUUCUAAAAUAUAUUGUUCCAUCACAUUAAUAUUUGUUUUAUUAAAAUACAUUACAUAGGUUCAUGAUUAUUCAUUAUUAAUGUUAAAAAUAAUUUUAUUUUGUAAAACUAUGUAAAAGAUAAGAAUUAUAAAAUUAUGCAGCAUUGCAAUUAUUUAAUUAGACAAAAUAAUUUGAAGAUUGUAAAAUUCUUUUCCGUUAAUGUAAAAAUGGAGUACUUAUAUUAAGUCCAACUUGUUAAAAGACAUAAUUAUGUGUAUAAUAUGAAUUAAUAAUUUAAUUAUUAUUACAUAAGGUUUAGUAGAAAUUCAUUAUAUAUAAAUAUUAUAUGUAAAGAGUUUAAGUCGAAUGCAUGUUACGACUUACUGUAUGUUUAUAUUAUACAAAUAGAAUAUGCACCGUAUACAUACACCUGCGGAAAUUUAAAUCCAUAAUUUGUUGAACACAAUAUGUAUAAUUCUAUAAACUAUAAUAACUUUUGAAUCUCAUUUAUUAUAGUAUUUAUAUGAAUUUCAUAUAAUUGAUUCAUUAAUUAUUUGUUUAUAUAUAUGUAUAUUUAAAAUUGUCGUUAAGUGCAGAAAAUAUUU